GCGCGCCGCCAGUACUGGUCCUCCGCGUCCGGCUUCGCGUUCCCUUCGGCCUCGCACGCACGUGUCACACGCACCACGCGCGCAUCUCGUACGACCACGCCGCCCGCGAUCACUGACCGACCGUGACCACGAUCCGCGCGCGCCAUGUCCACGGACGACGGCCCGCGGCGGUGAUGCCGUCCGCGCCGCGUCAUUCCGCCCCGAACCGACCACCGCGGUACACGGCCGCGCGGCGCCAGCACCACCAGGGACCGAGCGCGCGCACCACCGACGACCAUGUACGGCAACCGGCUGCUGAGCCUCACGGCCGCGUUCCAGCUGAUCGCCAUCACCGCCGUACUGUGCAGGAACAUCCAGUUGAUGUUGCCCAACAUACCGGACGUGAUGCACCCUCCGAUCCCUUCCGAAGCCGGAAUCAGCGAAGAAGAUAUUGAAUAUCUCCAGUCGAUGGAAAAUAUCGAUCCGGAAGUCAAACCUGGUUUGUUCCAAGGAGACAUGGCGUUAAAUAACGAGUAUUUCGAUUACUGGCGUGUGGGAUUGCGAUGGGACGUUUUCCCUGAAAAACUUUGGCUCAACCGCACUGUGCCGUAUUUGAUAAGUCCGCUCUACGAAACCGAACACCGCAUUCUCAUAUACCAAGCAAUCAGGACGAUCAACUUCAUGACUUGCAUCAAAUUCGUACCGUGGACCGGCAGAGAGCAGGAUUAUUUGAUGAUAUGGCCGGUGAAAUAUCCCUCUGGGUGUUGGUCUUAUGUCGGUCGUUUCGGAGGGCCGCAGGUUGUUUCAUUGCAGCCCCCGGAUGACACUGGUUCCAAUUGCCUGGGCACUGACGGGCGACCUAUUCAUGAGUUGUUGCACGCUCUGGGAAUUUUUCACGAGCAGUCUAGAGCCGACAGGGACAAAUUCGUCAAAAUAAAUAUCGAUAACAUUAUACCACAAUAUCGAUCGAAUUUCGAUAAACAAAGUUUGAAAAAUACCACGUAUCAAUUUGAAUACGAUUACGACAGUGUUAUGCACUACGGCAAAAACUUUUUCAGCAUUGGCAAAGGAAAGCAAACCAUUGUUCCAAAGUAUGAAGGUGCAACAAUUGGUCAGCGCAAAAUGAUGAGCAAAACGGACUGUUUAAAACUCAAUGAUCUAUAUGGAUGUCUUGGAAAGCCACCUAAUUACAAUUAUAAGUAUUAUACAUUAUGUAAUUAUAUGGGCCUUUAGAUUGGAUUUGUAUAGUUUAUCUUAACAAUAAAAAUAAUUUAAGUGUAUAUUAAGAAAAAUAAAAAAUUGUUUAUUUUAUGGUA
Molecule: messenger RNA, 1295 nt
Organism: Sipha flava (yellow sugarcane aphid)
Lineage: Eukaryota; Metazoa; Arthropoda; Insecta; Hemiptera; Aphididae
Product: astacin-like
Exons: 7
Coding region: 277-1212 (311 amino acids)
Biological process (GO): proteolysis
Molecular function (GO): zinc ion binding; metalloendopeptidase activity
Source: RefSeq, a predicted model, not a curated record